UGCGAGAAUGACAGAAAGAAAAACAAUAGCAAAUCGCACAGCGAACUUGGUUGUUAUAUUAAGUUUUAUUUGUUAGUUCAUCGACAUUUACAUGGUAUCAUGCAAGGAGCGAAUUUUUUAAUUAGUAGCCAAUGUUAUUUAUCAAUUUUUUAUGUUUAUUAUAUCUGAUGGUGCUUAUCGACAGCCAUACUAUAUCUAAAAGUAUUGAUAACGACGAAAAGGUAGAUGACGUAUUUGACUCCAUUACCGAUUUAGACCACACAAGGAACCCCAAGCUGAGGCGAGAUAGGAACUUACACAAGUACAGGGCUGACUACAAGGACGAAUAUGUGAGACCAGAAUCCUUCAAGAUAACAAAACUAUACGAGGAGCCUGAAAGAUCGUCAGAAAGAACAACAGCCAAAGCGACAACCGAACAUGGAAAACAUCACAAGUCAGCCAAGAGAAGAGUCGGCAGUUUCUGGAAAAAAAUCAGAGGUAAAGAAAAAAAGAACAAACUCGAUGAAACUCAGAGGAAACGAAGAAUACCAAAAAACAAGGAAAUUGCAACGAAAGCUCCCUCUACCAAGGAAUUUCGGAAUCCCAGCCCAAGGAACAAAAGUAGACGAAAAAAUGCAAAUCCAGUACAUAGAGGACAAUCCAAAGCUAGGUUUGUUAAGAGAGAUGUUAGCGCAACCUACGGAGUACUCUUCACGCCCAGAAGAGCCCACGAUCACACAACCACUUACAAACUCGAAAUUGGAAUCACAUCUGAGGUAGAUGAUCAGACUAAAAAAUCUACUAAAUUAACCCUCAAACCUAUACCAGCAACAGCACCAGCAUCACCAACAUCACCAGCAGCCAUAAGAGAGAAAGAGAAAUCAGAAAAAAAAAUGAUAGAUAAAAUCACUGAAAGAGUAAAUGUUAAACAGGAUAAUCUAACAGGAAUGAUAGAUAGCAUGACUACUCAGAUUGGUCGUCUCAAACAAAUAUACGGACUCGAGAAAUUCGGUUCAACUACUGAGAAGACGAGAAAAUUUGACAACGAUAGAUUUGAUACGAGUCAUUUGUUUAAUCCUUCUUCUACCGCGCAACCGACUGAAGCUGACUUUCCAGGCACAGCGCAAAUAGAGCAUUUACUAAAUGAUAUAAAAUCAAAGGCAAUACAGAUGGUUUCAGAGCAGAAUCCAUUAGUAACCGAUAUAAUAACAAACACAGUCACCGAGGCUACUUUUGAAGCCGAUCCCCUCCUUACACAUAUUGCGAUGACCGUACCAGGGUAUUACUUGAACACUUUUGUAUCAAUAAAUGAGAUUCUUAAUGCAAAUGAGAAAAGAACAGUCGGGACUACUGGAACUCCUUUAACGAGCGAGGUCUACCUUAAUAGGUCAAAACCAGUUACAAAUACAGAGUCACAUUACAUGGCCGCACGGUCGAUCAAAGAGGACACGAUGACCAUCGCUCACAACGUUGAGGAUAUGCUACAGAGAGAGCUCAAGAACAUUUACAACAAAGUGAAGCAUAAAGUAUCGGCUGACUUUCGUAAAGAAGUACAUAGAGCCAAGUCUACUAUAAAGGAAGGGCUUUGUAAAAUAAGUAGCAGGACUUGUUCGCCUAACACGACUACAACUAGUGUUACAACUAAACCUACGACGACGACGAAGACUACGACUACAACUACAACGACGAAGCCAUGCCAUUGUAAAAACAACAGUUCGGACAAACCGAAAUACAAAGAAGUAGAAACUACAGGACCAAGACACAAUAGAGGAGAUAAUAAAGAAAUAAAAGUGACCAACGACCUUUAUACAGCAGAACCAACGAACCCUACCCCAACAUAUGACGACUACAUGAUGUUGACGCUAUAUGAGGAAAUGCUAGCAAAAACUCACGAAAACAAUGUAAGGAAACUACUUGCAACGUCCGAAACACCACUGAAUUUGAAAAAAAGGAGAGAACAUUACAGGUUAUCGAAAAGAAACCCUGAGACUUUAACAGACGUGAAACUUAAAGAAGAAAUUGCGAAGUUAUAUGAUGAUAAUAUGCCUGAUUAUGAUUACAUUGAACCUUCAGCGAACGUGAACUCGACGGCGCAGUCUUCUGCAGGACCUAUGGAUGUGAACAUCGACAACCCUACUAGUAAUAUGGGCAACCUGCAACCAACGGAACCAUCAGAACCGCCUUUCAAAGUAAGUGCUCCACCAACCACGGACAACCAAAACCUUGGAGACACCAGUUUCGAAGGUUUAAGCAACAAGAUAUCGUACAACGACUUCGUGAACGGCUACAGACAUUACUUGAAGUUCCAAAAGGAGCAGAACAAUCAGAAUUUUUCUGCUCUCGUCAAAUAUCAAGCACAUAGACACCACAGUGUUGAUGAUAUUGGCAAAUAUAUACUUAAUAAGAUCCCUCCACUGCCUUCUAAUAAUAGAAUGAAGAGGUUUUUCGAUGAUACAGAUAUAGAUUACCAAGAGAUUACGACGAAGAGUGACGAUUCUUGGUUUCGGAAGCACUUUUACCUGUUUAUCGACAAUGGGCCUCCUAAGAAGUUUCAUACAUCUCAGACUGUUGAACUAAAGUCCGCGGCGGGUGAAACCACGGCAUUUGUCACGGAACCCAUGCCUAAGAUUGUUCCUAAAAGUAAUUUAUUUAUAAAGCUUGGUACUGAACCACCGCCUAGAGCCAAAGAUACCUCUGAGAUGAGUUUGGAUGAUCUAGCGAAGAUUCUAGACUCGAUUAAGACUAAACAGUCGGCCAGUCCAUUUUAUCGAGACUCUUGGUUAUUACUUCUAGGACCUACAAAGGGGCAAAAAGAUUCACUGGUGUCAGCCCCACCCAUCAUCGGUACUGAAGAUAUACCUAAAAACCUACCACACAGCUUCAUAGGAAAACUGUUCGGAGGGAAACGUCGACAAGCACCAAGGAAGGCACCAACUACAGUAUUCUACGAUAUAUUCAACGAGAACACUGAAGAAAGAAUGAAAAGAACGGUCACAAAGGAUGACCUUGAUGUCACUUUAAUAGACGAUUAUAUUACCAAACCUUUAGAAGAUAAAGUGUCUACAGUUGCCACGGAAGUGUUUGCUGAACCACCCAGUCUUCAACCUCCAGUGAGAACAAGUCGCAGAGAAACAAAUAAAUAUGGCUACGUAGAUAUAGAUCUAGUUCCAAGACAAACGGCCGUCGUGAAACUUCGAGACGACACCCGAAGGAGUAGAUUCAAAAACUUUCUAAAAAAGUUUUCUUUAAAAAGGUUCAAACACAAGAAGAAACAUGUGAAACGAUCUUAUUACGACACGAAUAUAAUGUACACCAGAAAAACGAGGUUCAAUCCUAUUAAAAAGCUCAAAGAUAUAUUUAAAGUUAAGGCAGAUGAGAAAGAGGAAAAGUCAGGUGGUUUCCGCUUGCCAACUCUAAUGCCAGAUUAUGAUAUGAUGACUUCUCACAUAGAUACGUUUAAGCCAGUGAAGUAUGAUAAGCCAAUGACCAUUGAUGAGAUGCAGAGACAGAUACCGAAUAUCAGUGAUGUUAUCUACGAUGCGAUGACUUCUAAGACUAAGAAAACGACCCAUGUUUCUUCGUAUAUGUAUCGUUUAGACGAAAAUGAUAGGAAUCUGCUGUACAAUUAUCAUGUGCCGACGUCUGCGGGGCAACUCGGUCAAUCUAUACUCGGCGUCCGACCGGUCUGGCUGGCAGGAGGCAUUCCGUUCACAGGAUUGAGCGGCUUCCAAAAAGGCAAAGAAACAACAUCUUUUAAUACCGAAGCCACUACUACCACAACUUUAACCCCCACCACUACUGUAUUCAGAAAACCGGCUUACACCACUUCAACUCCCUACAAAACUAUUACGAGACACAAGUGCCCUCCCAGCAACGUCAUGACAGUCAAUGUGAAAACGUUGAAGAAAGGACGCCCCACGUCAUUCCGCACGACCACGAAGCGAAAACCCGACGAUACCACGACCUUAAUGACUCUAGACGACAUGAAUUUCAUCCUCAACAGAAUACAGUCGAAAUUACUGAAAACUAUGAAACCAUACCAAAAAGUUCCCACGCCAUGCUACAAGAGAGGAACGUUGAAUUUCAAGAAGAAUCAGUACCACGUGAAACAACCCUUUGAGGAACUGACUAUCAAGAGCAAACUGACGAGGAUUGCCAAAUUCCCAAUUUCAAAACGACAUUUCAAAACACGACACGCUAAUGCCGAACCUAUAGUCAACGUAGCCAAUGACUAUGCGAGUUUCCAUGAUGAAACAGGAUUCAGAGAACAUGUACAUCCAUUGAAUAGCAGGAACGCCCCUGCUGAUAGAAGAAAACCACAAAAUAAUAGAAAAGUUACCCCAGCUGGUAUGCAAAAAUAUCAUUUCAACGAAAAGUGGAGAUACACUGAUUAUUUCAAUGAUUUGCUUAUGUGGCAUAACGAUAUACUCAAUAUGGAUAAAGUUCCCAGUCCGCUUUGGAAGAAUAUACUGAAUAAUAUACAGCCUGAUAGUCACGAUAUGUACACGACUCCUAACAUGAACAAUCUAUUGAAAGAACUCAAUGAUUUAUCAGAGUUCUUGGGCAAUGAACCACUAGAUGCAAAUAAUCCUAACAAUAAGAAUAUCGGUACGAAUAUUUCAAUUAAUUUAAUGUCUAAAGAACCAAGAAAUAAUAUACGAAGUUUACCUGAUUUUGGUAAACAAGGGAUUGCUAGAAGCGUGGCCAUGAAUGAUAAUACUUUGAUGACAGGUAAAAACUACGUGAUCCAAGGAGAGGCUAAAUAUUAUCAAUAUAAUCAACCGAAGUCCUCUGGGCAACUAAACUCUAAUCAUCUUCUUAAUAACCUGAAUAAAGUGGAUGUCUAUAAUAAUAAUAAAUACAAAGCAUCUAUGAAAAAGCUUGGUGGCAACCGUCGCUCAAAACCAUACUUUGAGAAGGAAGAGCCAGCUAUCAUCGUGGACACCACACUCUUCGCGUACGAUGAUGAGGCCGACAGCAUCACUGAGGGAAUGGCAAUUAAGAAGCAGUCCAGAAACUCUCAGAAAAUCGACACGGAAAAGCCUCCGAAAGACGUCCAGAGCUGGACUGCUGCCUCCCCCAAGGUUCGCCACUUCGCUCGAUAUUCAACAUCCCGCAUCCACUUGCCGGCAACCUUGCAUUCAAUACUAAAGACGAACAAACCUCCUCUGCAGUACUACACGACUCCUCUGCCGAUGAAGUCGCAAGACUUCAACAACUUCCUCAAAGAAAAUAAGAUGGACGUCGAGUCUGUCACUUCCCCCAUGAUAGAACUACCGAGGAUCUUAGAAAAAUGGACCUCAACACAUUCAAGGCACUUCGAACAAGAAGCGAUCCCUGUUCAUACCACCAAAGCGAAUACCACAUUAUCAACGAAAAGAGUUCAACUGACUCAGAAACUUGCAAAACUUGCAAAAAUACAUGAUACGAAGACAAUAGAUAAAUCCAUGAAAUUCACUGACAAACUCAUGGUGAAACCAAUGUCGGUUUCACCCCAAAAGUUCCCAACGACACGUAAAAAGGCUAAAAACCCUUACUUCGACGAUUUUGAUAGAUGCAAGAGGUAUAGUCAGCUAAAUAAGUUUGUGCGCUUCGCAACGACAACACCAGAAUUCAACUACUAUAAUAUUAUUAAAAAGAAGAUGAGAGGGCGAUUGUUCGAGAAAAAGGCUCCGGAUGCAAUAGAAAAACCGACAACAGACAUGUUUACAGUAGACCCACACAGCAAAGAAGUUGAAAUCACAAUAAUAAACUUUGAUGAUAUCGACAAAAUAACGCCUGCUCAAAUGUACGAGAAUUUUGCAAUUGCAUCUAAGAAAGAGGAAGAUGUGGCCGUAGAAUAUCCAGAACGGACAGAAGUUAGCAGUGAAAUCCCACUUAAGGAGCUAACUUACGGAAUUAAAGACUUUAUACCGAAAGAGGAGAUGCAUAACGAACUUCUGUACAAAGAUAUAUUUAAAGAACAAACGAGUAGUACGACCACAGAGUUCACUGCUAGAGAUUGCUCUAAAAGUACUGAGUACAUUGAUCAUUCUCUCAAUGAUAUGCCUAGCGCUGCACAACACAAGCUUCGAUACCCUUUUGAUAAGAUGCCACAGAUUUACCCAAACAUUUUAGGAAAGAUCCCACAUCAUCCAAAAAACUUCAAUGUACCCAAACGAGUUCAUAUAAGCAGCCACCACUAUAAGUACGAUAUCUUCUACGACGACAAUAGCAAAAAAACUAUGAAGGGUGGAAUUGAACAAUCACGGCCGAAACAGUCUAUAGAUCAUAGAAAAAACCCUCCAGAUUUGUUGGUGAAGAUGAAAGUCAUCAGAAACCCUACUAUUUUUAGAAAAGGCGAAACAAAAAUGGAGAUGAUAAGGAAGAUCGAUAGAACUGCGAAGAGGUACAGACAUGCGAGAUCCGUUUCAGCAUCAGAAGACUCCCACGGUUCAACGCACAAGCGUCGUCUCUUCACAUGGCGCGGCUGCAAGCCCAAGCCUGAAGGAGGGUUAUCAGCUCCUGGCGAGGACCUGGACAGUCCUGGCGCUACUCCGGUCGACACCACCAGAGUCACAAGACAUGCUGGAUCUAUAGAAACUACGGAAAUUUCGGCUAGUACGACAUCGUCGCCUUCUUCAAUAGCAGAGCCGACCCCCCAGCCGGGUUCACUCGUCUACGACUUAAAGCAUAUGAGGCGAACUACUUCUGCCGCUCCCGAGAGAGAGGAAGACAAGCAGAAAGACAAGGAGAAAGACAAAGACAAAGAAUGUGAGAGACAUAGGAGAUUGUUCAAGAUCUCUGCUUUGAUACAGGACAGAUUUAAGAGCUUGAUGAAGAAUUUGACAACGGUCAGGCGGUCGUCAGUGAACUCGACGAAACGCGCGGCGAUCACUCCGCCCACAUCGAAACGUACUUGCAAUUGUACGCACUCUACAACAUCUGCGAUAACUAGUCGAACUAAACCAGAGAGCGACGAAGACGAUGAUGAUGACACUCCCAGUGUACCAAUCAGGGAAGACCUGAAACCUGAAGGAUUUCGAAUAACUUACGGGCCAGAUCCAACAGAAAAUGUCAAGAAGUCCAAGCCUAAAACGACGAAAUCGAAGAAAAAACAUCGAAAGCAUCAUCAUAAGAAGAAGCCGGUUGUCCACGACGAUGUAGAAGCUGUCAUUGAGGAUUAUGAGAAUGAGAAGGGGAAAGAGGAAGAGGCAGAAGAAGAGAACGUGGAGGCACAGGAGAAACAGGAGAUGACAACGCUGAAACAUCGAUGUCAAAGCCCCGGCAUCAAUCAUAAAGGGAAGCAAAUUUUUCAGGAGAUGCCGGCUGAAGCCCUUUAUGUUGAACCUAACACAUACAAUGAUCAGUCAUACUACGAACUAGGAGCUCAAAAAAAGCCGCCAAGAACUACAAUAACUGAAGACCCGGACUACUAUGGAAAACAUUACGAAAUCAAGAGGGACCUACAAAAUCAAAACACUUUUACAGCCAAAGAUGUAGCCGCUCUCGAAGUAAUCGUAGAUCUCAUGAAGAACACGCUCAGCUAUGAAGAGAAAGAUAUAGCUAGUGUCUUCCAAAAUAACAAUUACAUGGUCCAAAAUCAUGCAACGAAGUCAGUCAUUAAUCGUAAUGACACCACGAAUUCCAUCCAGGUCCACAUCGCUAUACCUUUCGAUUUCCAAAAUGGAAAGAAACGAUCACCUCUUGACCCUAUCAGAGUAAGGAAAGUAUUCUCAGCUAAAAUGUCAACGCCAGUUGAUUUGGAGUAUCAAGUCCAUUCGUUUGAAGGCACUAUUCCACCGACCACGACAAUUAAACCAACACAAUCUAGUUCUAGUUUAAGCCCGAGCUCUAGCCCUGGCCUUAGCCCAAACGCUAGCUCAACCACCAGCCCUAACAAUAAUCCAACAAUUAGCACUACCAUUUGCCCUAAUCUUAACUCUAACGCAAGCCUUUGUCCAACUACUAGUGCUAGCCUGGAAGAUGGAUUAUCACCGGGAAUGUACCUCCUCGUUGAUAAACCAAAAAGCGGUUAUGCUCUAAGACCAGUGAAAACUAAGGCAGACAAUAUGAAAACGAGGCAAGUUUCGGUAGCCAGUACAACUUCAAUGCCAGACUCGACCAAACCAACAGAAACAAGGGAUGAAACCACAAGCAUAAAGAGUCUUGCUAAAGUGACGCUGAGCAAGGAAUUCAUAGCCGCUGUAAACAAACACUUGAUAGAAAUGUAUGAGAACAUGACGAGGGUUAACAAAGAGGUGAAUAAUAAAACAAGAAAAGGAAGGUCGGUUCGGAAGAUACAUAAGAUUAGGGGUGGCGAGGAAGGGAGGGAAAGCGGGAAGAGAUCUUCUGAAAGAUACACGAUCAAAAGACAUAUCGACUGGGAAGCUGUCAAGAAAUACUUUGGACACGACAGAGUUUGCAAUUGUAAAUGUAGGUCUAACAAAGCUAUGUGUAGAGCUUGUGCAGCCAGCGAUGCAGUCAUAGAAGAACUAAUAUUUGAAUUCGAUAACUUAGGACGCUACAUGAGAGACCAUUGUACAGAAAUACAAACAUUCUUUUGGAUGAAUCCUUUGGGUGGACAGAAAUUGAGGGAAUCCGUUAGCAGAAUAGACAAGAGCUUAGGAGAUUAUUACAAACGAGUUAAAGGAAAAUGCCAAGGCAGAACUUGCAAGACUUUUACGACUUACAUAGAUAAGAGACAGAUAGUAAAAUCAUCGAAAGUGCCUAAAAAGGAUGUGUUCUCCCAUCUCGUUACCGAUCUAACUAACAUCGCGGAAGAUUUGAACAGAACGAUAUCUCUUAAGACUUGCUUCAACGAGAAGUUGCUAGCUGAAGGAGAGAGAUUCGUGAACGCUCUCAACAACUGUCUUUCACAAAAAACAUUCGAUAAACGCGCCACUUCUAACUCAACAAAGAAGAAGAUGAUAAAAAACGUCUAUUCGCUAGAUAAUAUAAAUGUUAAUAUCAUUUGUAAUCCAGAAGUUUCUUCUUCUCCGUCAACGGAGGACUUUUACCGCACCACGGCAGCAUUAGCGACCCAUCUAGAGAGUUCGCACAUGGUUACCGAACCAAACUUAUUCGAUUAUGAAGUCACAGAACCGAAAUUAAAAAAGCGUAAAGGAUUUAAAAAGCUCUUUCCACGCAAAAACAAGAAAAAACUCUUUACUUAUUGCACCUCAAGCUAUGGGCGGAGGCAAAAGAUUAAUUUUAAACGUGAAAUAGACGCUGAGUCGUAUAACUUCGUCCCACCUUUGAUAUCAGACGGCGGUGGUUCAUUUUGGCUCAACUAUCUAAAAAUUAGCACCAAUGAGCCUCGCAUUGUAAGAGAAUCUCGUAAAAACAAGCCGAAUAUUGAAAUAGCAGUCGUUCAAAAAGCACAAGAUGGGACGUCGAUGGUCCAAAAGAUAACUGAACCAUUAACUAAAGGAGAAAGGGAAAAAGAAAGAGAUAAAGAUGGAAAAAAGAAGGGUGCGACUCCAAACUCCAUUUAUAUGACUAUUAAAACUUCUCCAAAGAGAAAAUAUUAUCGAGAUACUGAAUCCACAACAGACUACCUUACUCAUAACAUUAACCAGUUACUGCAAUUAUUUGGAAGUUUACAAGACAUUGAAGCGAUGAACCAACACUCGAACAGAUCUACAAUGUUUCUGAACCGUCCCACAACAAACAACGAUGAGAGCAGUAUACUGGAUGAGGCGGAAUCCAAACCAAGACCCAAAACUCCAAAGCCGGUCAAGAAACUCAAAUGCAAGGAUAAGGCACCUGAUAAGAAUGGUACUACCACCACCACACCAGCUCCCAAAUUCCCAAAGAAGAAAUUAAAGCCAAAAGAACCUGAGGAUUCUUGUGACAACAUAAUAAUACGUGGUACAACGGAGGACCCAAAUCCUCGUACUUCUCUGAGUACUAUUCGAAAUAUAACAAGCACUGAAAAGGCUGAAUCUGAGAUGAGUGAAACCCCCACUGAGGCGACAACGACUGCUCCCACGUCAGCCCUCGUUGACGUAUCAUUGACGAACGCCUUCGACACGUGGUCAAGCGGCACCAUAGACUCGUCACUAGGAAAUGAAAAUGACCCAACGACAGCCAGCAAUGCCAAAGACCUCAGUGACUCCGCUAUAGCCCACACUGAAAUUUCCACAGCACCUACGACAGCAAGAAUAGUAUCAAAAGGCGGUGAACUUAAGGAAUCUUUGAAACCAAUAAUCACUACAAAGCCAGUGUCGACAAAGUCACCGAAGAAGCCACCGAAAGUGACAAAAUCAUCACCAAAACCGCAAGCAGAGUCUGACGAUCCUAAUAGACCGAUAUACCAAGACGACGAAGAUGUGGUAACGACGACUACACAAUCAUCAGGCUUUUUCCACAAACUCAAAACUGCGACGCUGAGGUUUUUCGAUGCCGUUGCGAAGUCGAGCAUCGAGAUACCAGAGCCUACGAGCUCGACUGCUGAAGCUCAGACAAUGAUGCCAAGUAUAAGAGAUAAAUUGAGCACAGGGACUGAUACUGCUGACUUAAAAGAACCUUCUCAGGUGACCACACGUCCGAGUCCUACUAUUGUUAUAAUUAAUGAAUACGAUAAUCAAAUUAGCAGUGAUAUAUUGAAUGAUCCGAAUAAAGAUGCGGCUGGGUAUAGGAAUUUGCUACUUUCUAUAAUACAGUAUGAAACAAAUAAGUUGAAUGAUGAAUGGCACCGGAUAGCUUACGGUGGUGAUAAGGACAAAGAUGAGGGCAAUGUUAGAAGAAGCGUCAUUGAGUUUAGAAGGCCUGAUAUGAAAGGUACCGCAAAACCAAGGAAAAAUGCGUAUAAACUGAAAGAUGAGGCCGAAGAAGAAUACGAUAUAUUUCAAGGGAUGAAAUCAUUGAAGAAUCUUGAGAUGCCCGAACCGUUACCUCUGCCGUGUCCGUGUACGAAAUCGAAAAAAAAACAGCCGAGUUUGCUGGAUAGGAUAGCUAGCAAAAUAGGCAUCAAAGUCAUUCCAGGAAAGAAAAAGGAUUCCAAGUCCUCUUUAACAUCGACAAUGCACACGACGGCAUCGCCGCAGUUUCUGCAGCUACAUAUACGUUCUGAUCUGCCUGAAAUAGUAGGAAAAAAGCCGAGCGUCAGGGAAACAUCCAAGAAGAAGAAUUCGAAAAGAAGGAGAAAGCUAAGACUCAACAGUUUGAAGGCAUCCCGCACGGCGACGGCGGCAGACAACCCAAAGGCCAGUGAUUCUCGUCGGUCAACCGAAUCAAGUCAAAUUUGUGACAUACAGGCCACACUUGACUACAUCACGAAUCUUCAAGGGAAGGUCCCGAAAGAAGAUUUCGAGGCCCUAGUGAAAAACAUCUCUUGUUACAAGUACAAACCUGUGGAUACUAAGUUCUUUGUGCCUUAUAAGAGAGAAGGCAAAAGAUGGGACUGGAUCAGAAACAAAAGAUGUCUGAAAUAUCGUUUUGCGAGAGUAGAAGAAUCAGAUUUUGAUGAUGAUGAUGAUGAUGCCGUGGAAUUUGAUGAUGAGAGUGAUUCGUUCGAGAAAUACGUUAAAGGAGAAGAUGGUAUUUAUAAGAUUGUUACGAGGAAGAAAAGGACUGCGGGAUUAGAUAAUUUGGAUAUUGGCUUGAGGAAUAUACCGACUUUGAUGCCUGGGCAGGAUGAACUAUACGUCAUGGUUGGUGAUACCGUGACUCUAGACUGUAUACCGUAUCCAAGUUUCCCUGAUGCUGACGGCAAGUACAGUUGGAAGACUGACAGAAAACGGAUGCUGAAGCAGGAUAAUGUUCAAGUCGAAGGCGUUAAAGUUACCAUUCAUAAUGUUGAGCCGAGGAAUGUUGGCAGUUAUACUUGUAGUUUGGACCAGACAGUGCAGAGGAACGUGAGGCUGGCCGUGAUGACGGUGCCUGCCUUCGACGUGGUCUUCCUGCCCAUCUACAAGACUGAAGAGACUUGUGCUUAUGAUGACCUCAAAGCUAUCCAGAGCCUGGGUGGCAUGAUGUCUGAAGAAACUCGCUGCGGCAAAGCUUGCUCCGUAAGGAUUGAUGAGCCAGUCUGCCAGAGAGACCGGGGCACCAACAGCUCUCUGCUGAGGACGACGGCGGUGCUCUCCAUGUCUCCCCUGAACGUGAACUGCAGCCUGCACUGCCGGAGGGACAUCGUGUCCUCUCUCGUCAUGCUGUCUGCCUUGAACACUCCCGCUUUGUCCAAUAUAGGAAUUGUGAUGUCAAAGGAUGGAGUUAAUGAAACCCUGACGCCGUGGACAACGCUUGUCAGACCCGUUAUCACUCAUUCGCUAAGGAAAAAAGACACGAACGGUCACAAGGAGUACCACAAGUUGGUGAGCUCGCUGACACCCGGCAAGGUGGACGUGGUGCUCAACUGCCCCGCCGGCUACUACCUGCUGCCAGACUACAAGCUUUGUUCGUCAUGCCCAGCGAACACGCGUUCCCUCCGCGGCGACAACACGUGCACGCGGUGUCCGCGCGGAACGCACGCGCCGCCCGGCGCCACCGAGUGCCUGGCAGCAACACCCCCGCGCAGGUAUGAUUGGUGGUGGUACCCCCCCUGUGGUUACCUGGUGGCUUGUGUUGGCCUCGUGUUGGGCUGCACGGUCUGUCUGGUGCUCUCCGUCAUAGUACACUUCGUCUCCAAGGAGCAUAAGCCCAAGAAAAAGAAGUCCGUCGAACGGGAGCUCGCGAAUACACCAAAGACGGGGACGAGCGUGACGGCUGCGUUUGCGCACGCCGCGCUGGCGCCUCACUCGCGGCCGCUGUCGCCGUCGCGUGUCAUACUGCCGAGGUUCUUCAAGCCGUCGCUUACGUCUUCGAGAGCUACUGAUUCUCAAGAAACCAAGUUUGAACUGUGGAAAGAAAGGAACAAACCACCGCCGUUGCCGCCAAUUGAUUUUGACUUUUGAAACCGUCGCCAUUUUGUAUGGCUUGUGCUUGAUUGACACUGACAGUUUGAAACGUCAGAAUAACUUACCGAGGCAUUUGAAAAUUGCAUUGAAUUGCAAGAUGGAUUAAUUAGUUCUAGAUUUAGGUAUUCGAUCAAUUUUAUUGAGUCGACUGGAGUGAUAGUUUUUUUCCGGAAUGCACGGAGCAUUCUUGGAAAAAUAUUUUCGAAACCUACCUUUUAAACAUUUUUAUUUCGCAAGCAAUCUACGGUGAUUUGAUUGUCUUGUAUUUCCAAAACCAAGCAACAUUUCGCCUUGUAGAUUGUAUGUGAAAAUGCACCUUCAUCGUAUGUUUUUUUUAAACAAAUGUCAGUAUUAUUUCAAAGAUUAUUUUGUUAGACUGUCCGCCGUAAGUUCGCCCGUAUUCUGCCUAAACCUUCUAUUUAUAUAUCUGUGUACAAAACUCUUUUGUAUUUAAGUGUAUUGUUAUUGUAAUACUUUUAGAUAUAGUAUUUUAAGAAAGCGCUAUAGUUAUGGUAUAUUUUAUAAGUAUUAUUUUGUUCUCCGCACUGGUGCUUUUGGUAAGUUGUAAUAAAGUUCA
Molecule: messenger RNA, 13437 nt
Organism: Helicoverpa armigera (cotton bollworm)
Lineage: Eukaryota; Metazoa; Arthropoda; Insecta; Lepidoptera; Noctuidae
Exons: 31
Coding region: 132-12857 (4241 amino acids)
Source: RefSeq, a predicted model, not a curated record